Messenger RNA from Rosa rugosa (rugosa rose), 807 nucleotides. RefSeq lists its product as uncharacterized. Bases 128 to 610 code for a protein of 160 amino acids. NCBI's taxonomy places the organism in Eukaryota, Viridiplantae, Streptophyta, Magnoliopsida, Rosales, Rosaceae. The record is from RefSeq and is a predicted model, not a curated record. The transcript has 3 exons.
GAGCGGAAAAAAUAAGAAAAAUAGAGAUAAGCUAACAAUAACUCAUUGUGCUGGGACAAAAGCAUUCAGUCGCAUUAGAUAUGAAAAUCAAAAUCCUGAGACUGGAGAGGAGCUGAGCCGUAUUGACAUGUUCAAGCUGACAAGAUUUAGGGAAAACAAGAAAACAUGGGUUGGGGAUGUCGCGGAAAAUGCUUAUGGUGAGAUGACAAAACUGAAAAAUCCUGAGCAACCAAAUGAAGAGUCAGAAAAAGCAAUGUCUGAUGAUGAGAUAUAUGAUAAAGUUCUUUCCACAAUUGUUGGUCCACCUCCGUUAGGCUACAUACGUGGUUUAGGAGCAGGUCCUAAGCCUAAAAAUUCAAAGGUCUCCAAUAAUCAUUCACAACUUCAGGAGGCUACACGGAGGGCAGAUGAGGCAGAAAGAAGAUCUACCCAACUUGAAGAGGAGUUGGAGGCAAUGAAGGCUAGUGCAGCUCAACAAAAUGAAGAAUUAGAGGCAGUGAAGGCUAGUGCAGCUCAACAAAAUGAACAGUUAGAAGCAGUUAAAGCAAAGCAGAAUGAGACGGACGCUCUUUUGAAAAAAUUGCUGGAACAAUUUUCCUCUAGGAAAUAAAGGUAUGUAGUAUCAUGUUUAUUAAUUUAAGAUGUUGGUUUAUGAAUAACACAACAUGGUUUGUUCAAAAAAAAGAAUAACACAAUUAAGGUUAUUAAGAAGUGAAUAAUUAUAUUCCAGUACCAUUGUUGUAUGAAUUUUUUUUUUUUUACAAUCAAAUGUUAGUUUACUUACUUGCUGCAUAUUUCUUUUUGUUA